GGAAGCGCAGCCGGGCUCGGGUGCUCGGGCUGCCGCCGCGGCUGCACGACUGGUGCAGCUGAGCGAGCUCGCGCGGGCUCUUCCACCGCCGCCUCCGCUGCUGCCCACCCCGCCGCGCCGCCGUCGCUGCCGGUCUUGCAGGAGGCCACCGGGGAGGGGCGACCGAGAGAGCUGAGCACGAGGAGGCGGAGGCGGCGGAGAAGUGAUGCUGGCGCCGGGGAUCCGGGCAAAGGCAGCGGAGCAGCAGCAUCUUCGGGACCCUGGCUGCAGCGUCCCUGUGGCCCGUGGGCCAGUCCAGCCGCCAAAGACCACGCGCCGGGCGGUUCUGUUAGAGACACUUCAAGAAUUGCUCAAUCCAGGAGUGAAGGGAUUCUGUGAACACAUGGACUCUUUACCCUGAGAGGAGUGCAGAAGUUUUCAUCAGAAGUGCUGGGGAUCAAACCCAGGGCCUUGUGCUUUCAAGGCAAACACUCUACCAACUGAGCUAUCUUCCCAGCCCAGGACCCUGGUUUUGAGACAAGGAGUACCUCCUGGGAGGAAAUGCCACUCAGAAAUUUUGGAUGAGAAGGCAUAUAUCCUAUUGUGGACUCUACUGCCUAUGACCUUCUUGAAGCCAGGAAGAUUGCCUGAGAGUUAAGAGGAAGAUUUAUGACACAUGGUAACUUCCGGCCAGUUUGGAAGAAAGUAGACUGAAUACAGAGAUGCUAGACUGCUGCUAAGGCCCACGGACAAUCCCCAACUCACUCUUCUCUAUGAGACUUAAAGAUUUAUUAAUAAUAUGCUGCCUCUGCAAAACAAAAAGAGCCUAGUGCCAAGAAGGUGUAUUCUUCAGUAUUUGGAGUAGACGUGCUCUCAAGACAAUGGCUUCGAAGGUCUCCUGCUUAUAUGUUUUGACCGUCGUGUGCUGGGCCAGCGCUCUCUGGUACUUGAGUGUGACUCGUCCUACUUCAUCCUACACUGGCUCCAAGCCAUUCAGCCACCUAACAGUUGCCAGGAAGAACUUUACAUUUGGCAACAUAAGAACUCGACCUAUAAACCCACAUUCUUUUGAAUUUCUAAUAAAUGAGCCCAACAAAUGUGAGAAAAACAUUCCUUUUCUUGUUAUCCUCAUCAGUACAACCCACAAGGAAUUCGAUGCCCGCCAGGCAAUCCGGGAGACAUGGGGGGAUGAGAACAACUUUAAAGGGAUCAAGAUAGCUACCCUCUUCCUUCUGGGCAAGAACGCAGACCCUGUUCUGAAUCAGAUGGUGGAGCAGGAGAGCCAGAUCUUCCAUGACAUCAUCGUGGAGGACUUCAUUGACUCCUACCAUAAUCUGACCCUCAAAACUUUAAUGGGGAUGAGAUGGGUAGCCACUUUCUGUUCAAAAGCCAAGUAUGUCAUGAAAACAGACAGUGACAUUUUUGUAAACAUGGACAACCUUAUUUAUAAACUCCUGAAACCCUCCACCAAGCCAAGAAGAAGGUAUUUUACUGGCUAUGUUAUCAACGGAGGGCCCAUCCGGGAUGUCCGCAGUAAAUGGUACAUGCCCAGGGAUUUGUACCCUGAUAGCAACUACCCACCAUUCUGUUCUGGGACUGGCUACAUCUUUUCAGCUGAUGUGGCUGAACUCAUUUACAAGACCUCACUGCACACAAGGCUGCUUCACCUCGAAGAUGUAUAUGUGGGACUGUGUCUUCGCAAACUAGGCAUACAUCCUUUCCAGAACAGUGGCUUCAAUCACUGGAAAAUGGCCUACAGUUUGUGUCGGUAUCGCCGUGUUAUCACUGUGCAUCAGAUCUCUCCAGAAGAAAUGCACAGAAUCUGGAAUGACAUGUCAAGCAAGAAACACCUCAGAUGUUAGAAUUUUUACCCAUGUAAAUAUGUUUCUUUUCUUUUUUAAGAAAUGGGGAGUAAGGUGUUGGUAUUUUACAAGUGUCACCAGGGGAAAUGAACCGGUGAAGGGGUUUUGUACAGAUUUUGCCUCCCACUCCUAGCUCCUUCUUGGAUUACCAAUUCACAAAUGCUAAACUUUGGUCUUAGAAACAAUAAAUGAGUUAGAAGGAUCAGAUUUCAUUCUCAGGUCCUAAGACAUGCCAUUUAUCUCAAAAAGUGACUUCCAAACAACUCCUAGGAUUUAUGCGCUGUGCAUCUGAGAUCAAAAUUUGGUUCUGGGAAACUGAAACUCACAGUAAUAUCUUCAUAUCAUCUCCGCAAAUAAAUAAGUAAAUAACUUUUUCAAAAACAAUUCAGAAAUGAUGCACAGUCAGGAAGACACACUGGAUGUGAUUAUUAAUACUGUGUGUGUUACUGUUACAUUGAAUUUUUACAUAUGUUGCCAUGUAAUGUGUACCGUAUUCGUGGUUCCAAUACUGGCAGGGAGGCUGCAGUGAAAUGGAUGGGAAUUUAAACUUGAGAAUCAAACAGUCCGUGUGUUUGAAAGACAACUCUGCUUGCUCAUCCGAGGAUUAAACCUGGUCAGCAGGUAGAAUGUGUAUAAAAUGCAACUUAAAGUAAACAAAAAAAAAUUUUUUUUUGCUCUUUUGGAACAUUACAUGGUGCCUCCAAGGAGACUUUGCCAAAUGUAAUAAUCUCGCCUGCUUCCUUCUGCAUAAUGCUGCUAAGUGCAUUUCAGUUUCUGCAUCAGGAAAGCACAUGUCUCCAUAUGUAGAAAACAAGCUGGUAGGAAGCCAGAGAACAAUGAAUCGCAUUGAGAAAAUAUGAAUUUAGGUAUACAUUAUAAUUAACAUAAGCUUAGUAAUAGUAUAAGAUGCCCUUCCCACACAUUUGCAAGCUCAUGAGAAAAUCUUUAACAGGUACCAUAUUAUUGAAAGAUUUGGCCCUACUGUUGAUAGAAGUGAUAGUAACACUAGAAACAUCCAAGUACCCUUUAGCAGCAAAGCUGUUAUAAGGUGUUCUCGGGGCUAUAUGAUUGAGUACCAUAGGAAGGAAGGGUGGGGAAGCCUGGGUUCAGAUUUUAUUGAUGCCACCAAACCACAUGAGCAGGCCUCUUAACCUUGCUGUACUUCAAUAUGCUCACUUGUACAAUGGCUGUUAAAAAACACCUACCUCACAGGUGCUGUGAGAGCAAAUUGCAUUUGCUAAGAUUUUUGAGAUCCUUAGUUUAAAAGGUGCUACAUAAUGCAAUGUAUUAUGCAUUAUGCCAAAUGCUAAAAUGAUUACAACAACUAUAAUGAUGGUCAUCAGUAGUAAUACAUCAUCUUAAUAUAAAAUCUAUCAAAAUAAAGAUUAACUAUGAACUAUCAGUGUUCUUAAUUCUUCCAAGGCUUUGACUUUUCCUUGGCUAUAACUUAAUUGUUUGGUGAAACUUCGAUUUCUUUGCCAUCUCUUCUGUUUUCAAUGAGUAAGCUACCUUUUCCAUGUGUUUCCUUGCUAACCCCAGGAGCUGUAGGUGAGGGCUUCGGUCUUUCUUAGGGGGAAGCAUUGGCUGGGAGUCUAUUACAGUAAGUGAAGCAUACACUUGCAGAAUGCAUCAUGGCAACUUAGAUCUCAGGAAACGUUUCGCUUGAAUUAUCUUCAAGAACUUUGAGGACAGAUAGAGUUACUUCUAUCAGAAGAAUAGGCACUCAGCAAACCUACACAUUGUAGGUCUCCCAUUCAUUAGAAAACUCAUUGUUCUCAAAGGAAGUCCCCAGCUGAAAAAGUACACCUUUUAAUUUAUUUAUUAUUUUUUAAGCUGACCCUUGGAAGCCCCCAUAGAAGUUGAUGGCAAACAGGCAAAUAAAAUGAACAAAUAGAAGUCAAGGCCUAUUUCUUGAAGACACUGGAUCUCUCAUCUCCAGCCCCCAAAUUCCAAAUUUAAGACAGAAUUUCCUGUCCCUUAACACAUCUCAUUUCUGGUCAACAAGACUGAUGAUUUUGAUUACAGAACAAAGUUAGUGACCUUGGGAGAUAUGGAGCAGCACAAGGUGAGCCUCCCACCCUGUAGCAUCAACUGCUGUGAGCUCCAGUUACUGGGGAAGUCUCAUUCUUGGCUCACCUCCCAACCAUGCAGCUGAAUCAAGUCCGCAUCUCAUACUACUGCCUUGCAUCUACCCCAUGCUCAGCCAAGCCACCUUUGGUGUCAAGGAAUUGCACAUUAUAAACAUCAUAUAUGUACAUCUAUGAAUUAUUUUAUAUAGGUGUGUAUAGAGUAAGAAUAGAGCCCUAAUCUUGAAAAGGAGCAAAAAUCAGAAAAUUCUAUGUCUUAAAAAACUAUCUCCUAACUUUUUUAAGCUAGGUAGUGCCCAUGUGACAAAUAUGUAAAUAUUCAUCAAAGACCACAUGUAUAUAUUUUAAAGUCAUUCUUUUAUUCUCCCCAACUGUAUGUACAGCUAGAAUCUGCCUGCUAUGUAACAUUUUCUUCUGCAUGGAGCUCGGUAAGGCAGGGCCAUUUGUCCAGUAUUUCAAUAGCCUUAAGCAUGUUUGCCCUUUUGUUUUUGAAUGUUCAAAAAAAUGUUUAAGUGAUCAAGGAAAAGCUCUAACUUUCUGCUUUUGUUAGUUUUAUGACAUGACACUGGCCAAAUUGUCACAAUUAUUUGUGAAGCCAUUAUUAUUAUUUCCCUAUUAUUAUAUUUCAUAAUAAUGGCAGUAUUCGGGGGCCAGGGAUGUAACUCAGUGGGAGACCUCUUGCCAACCAUGUAUAAGGCCCUGGGUUCCAUCCCCAGCAUUGCAAAGACAUAAAUAAGUAAUGAUAGUUUCCACAAAGAGUCAGUCAGACAAUUUUUACAAAACCGUCCCUUCACCUAUUUUUUCAUUAUGCACUCGAGAACAAUGGGUACCAAUUAUCAAUGUCUAUGUUCUUAAAGGUUUUUUUUUUUCAAAUUUAUUUUGUGAAAAAAAGUUUUAUCUUUGGUGGCUAGUUUGCGUGGCUUUGUGUCUUCUUAUAUUGGAGCAGUUUCAAUACACAAUGUUUGAAAUAACCAGAAUCAAAAAAAGAAGAUCAUUUUCAAUUUGGAAUAAAUUCAGAAGAACAAAACCCCUUGUGUGAUACGAUAUGGGGAAAAUAAACUCUUUACAGAGAAGCCAAGGAAGGAGUUUUUCAAUCAAAUUUCUUCUAUCAAAAGACAAUGAAAUAUUUACGUACAGCAUCUGGGAUAUUUUCUACCUUUCCUAAUAUGUGGGUUCAGUGGGGGAAUUGAUUAUGUCAUUUCUUCUGUAAAGGUGAAGAUAGUUUUUAUAAGCAACAAAGUAACUUGUGAAUGAAAGAAGUAAUUUACUAGAAACGCUUGUUGAUAAUUGACAUUUAGGUAUAUCGUUAUAUAUGAAUGAUUGUAUUUAUGUAUUUAUUUGUUCAAAUUGUACAUAUGAUUUUGCCAAAAGUAAUUGUCUGUAAAAGUGCACUCUCCGGGUUUGUAGUACUAUUUAGGGUUACAUGGGUUGCCAAUCAAGCUGCUAAUCAGAAUACUAUUUUUUUGUAUCUGUUAUAAAACUAAAAAUGACGAAUAGAUGCUGAAGAUGUCUUUACAUUCAGUUUCUUCACCUUCCUCUUGAAAUGUAAACUGUUAAUUGAAAGCACGAUGCUAAUGUACAGGCCCAUCUGUCCUGAGGAAGAGUACAGUUCCAUAAAGCUGAUUUUUUAAACCAUUGAGGUAAAUAAACGGAAGGAGAACAUAA
Sciurus carolinensis (gray squirrel) is the source of this 5593-nucleotide messenger RNA. RefSeq names its product beta-1,3-galactosyltransferase 1 (gene B3galt1). The transcript has 5 exons. The record is from RefSeq and is a predicted model, not a curated record. The coding region runs from base 861 to 1841 and encodes 326 amino acids. NCBI's taxonomy places the organism in Eukaryota, Metazoa, Chordata, Mammalia, Rodentia, Sciuridae. Gene Ontology annotation, molecular function: N-acetyl-beta-D-glucosaminide beta-(1,3)-galactosyltransferase activity. Gene Ontology annotation, cellular component: membrane.